Molecule: messenger RNA, 1986 nt
Organism: Meloidogyne enterolobii
Lineage: Eukaryota; Metazoa; Nematoda; Chromadorea; Rhabditida; Meloidogynidae
Source: the annotation of a GenBank genome assembly
UUCAAAAUUUCUAACAAAAGUUAUGGCCCGGCGCCGUAAUGGGCUGGCGCCGUGGUGUACCCCCAUUUUUUUAGGCGGGUUAAAAAUAAAAUUAAAAAAGAUUGAAAGGUGUGGACAUUUUAUGGUUAAUAAAUUUUCUUUUUAAAAAGGUAGAAAAUGAUCAAAAUUGAAUUAAGCAAUGAAAAGAAUAUUGAGGAAUUUUUAGAGCUAAAUAAACAACAAAAAAUAAAAGAAGCAAAUAAUUUGACUGGAAGGAAGGAGGAGCAGUUGACUGUAUCUGAUAAAGAAGUUUUGCCUGUAAAUUUAAAUAAAGCCAGCUUUACAUUGUCAGAUGCUGCUGUUUUACUAGGAAAUUCUACUGGUUGUUCCUCUCUAGCAAGUAUUGCAGCAUUGACAAAUACUUCUUUCCCUUUAUUUCAACAAUCUUUAAUUAUGGGAAAUCCUUCAACACCUGUAAAUUCUCCUUCUACAGUGCAAAAUGGAACUGUUAAGAGGGCAAAAAGAAAAGCGUCGGGAGGUCUUCCAAUUGGGGCUAAUGGACAAAUUCAGGCUGAUUGUUUAAUUUGUUCGGAUAGGGCGACAGGUAAACACUAUGGAAGCGUUUCAUGUGAUGGCUGUAAAGGCUUUUUUCGCCGUACUAUACGCAAAAAACAUAUUUAUGUGUGCCGUUUCAACAGUAAUUGUGUUGUUGAUAAAAAUCAACGCAAUUCCUGUCGUCGUUGUCGAUUUGAAAAAUGUUUAAUAAACGGAAUGCGCCCUGAAGCAGUGCAACUUGAACGUGACAGGAUUGCAGCUACUCGAAGAAGUAAUUGUGACAACAUGAAACUUUUGGUGAAUACAGAAAAUGGGGACGACAAGAAGUUACUUAAUAAUUCUCUAAAUAACCAAACACCAAUAUCAUCCCCAACAUCAACAACAAAUAAUGAAGAAUUAAAAUUAAAAAAUGCUGCCAUAGCAGAAAAUAAAGCAAUUAUUUUUCGUUUAAUGAAUGCUGAAAAAAUAUUAUCUUCGAAUAAUAAAAAGGAAGAAAAUAGUGUUAAUGAAAAAGAAAUGAAAGUGGAAAUGAAAAAUAAUUGUAAAAUUGCAACGACUGGGGAUGUGACAGAUUCGAUGCACCACCAAUUAAUUUUAUUAGUUGAAUGGGCCAAACAAUUAGAAGAAUUUCGACGCCUUUCAUUAUUUUCCCAAAUUGCUUUGCUCAGACAUUUUUCAGCUCAACAUUUGGUUAUUUGUGCUGCUUAUAGGUCUUCUAAACACAUUUCAAGUUGUGAAAGUAAUGACGCUAUUUGGUUGGCUAAUGAUCGUUGUGUGCCUAGAGAUGCUCCUAAAUUGCCUGAUGUUAAUCGUGUUGUUGCCCGUAUUUUAGACCAUUUAACAGCCCCAAUGCGUCGUCUCCAUUUAGAAGAUAGAGAAUUUGUUGCAUUAAAAGCUGUUGCUUUUUUUGAUCCAAUGGCAAAAGAUAUAGAAGAACCAGCCAAAUUAGAAAUAGAAAAAAUUCGGCAACAAAUAAUGUUGGCAUUUGAAUAUCAAGUAACCAAUAAAGUUAAUAAUCAACAACUAAUUUCUUUAAAUAAUCGACUGGCUAAUUUAUUAUUAUUAUUACCCCCAUUAAUGGCUAUUGGAAGAGAUUUGGUGGAAGAAGCACAAUUGGCUAAACUUUUUGGUUUGGCAAAUGUAGACGAAUUAAUGGCAGAAUUAUUAUUACCCGAAGAUGCAGAAACUCGUAGUUAUUCACGUUUAAGGACAAGUGUUACUUCUUCAAUUGUACAGUCUAAUGUAACUUCCCCAAAUCCACCAGCUACGUCUCCACAAAUUUUGCAAAUUCCGGGGAUUGUGACAGCAGCAACGGCAAAUAAUUCUCAAUCGCUUUUGUCAAUUCCUCCAUAUUCUUCAACAUCUUCACUUAUGUUACAAAUUGGUUGUUGUAGUACUUUACCUUUACAACAACAAAAUUCUUUUGGAAAUUUACAAAAUAGAGAAAAAUAA